Messenger RNA from Momordica charantia (bitter melon), 3580 nucleotides. RefSeq names its product Transducin/WD40 repeat-like superfamily protein. Gene Ontology annotation, cellular component: transcription factor TFIIIC complex. Gene Ontology annotation, molecular function: DNA binding; protein binding. The record is from RefSeq and is a predicted model, not a curated record. Gene Ontology annotation, biological process: transcription by RNA polymerase III. Lineage: Eukaryota; Viridiplantae; Streptophyta; Magnoliopsida; Cucurbitales; Cucurbitaceae.
UGACGAGUCUCGUCAAAUUAAAAAUAACAGUGCUGUACAAUCUCUCUGAAUAGGGUUCGAAUCUCCGUAAUGGUGUAGCCAUUAACAAAAUCGAACUCGAAGGCCGACUAGGGUUCGAAUCUCCACAAGCUAACAAAAAUUGGAAUUUACGGAGCAUUAGGAACCAGAAGAGUAGCAAUGGAAGAGCAUCAUCAUCCAGUGGAAGUGGUGGAGCCUCCGGUACCGGCAGCAUCCACUAGCACUGGCGGCAAGAGGGGGAAGAGGAAGCAACCAGUGGCUCGGCAGAAGAAGGAAGCGCCGGGAAGAGCUAAGAAGAAGCCGGGGGGAGCUUCGGCCGACGAAGAGCAACCUACAGGUCGCUUAGAUGGCGUCGGGAUUAAGGUUUUGGAGUUUGAUCAUUGUGCUGAGAAUCAUUUUAGAGCCAUGGAUACAAUUGCCGAGCUCUGUGGCGAGGCAGAGGACGGCGAUGGCGGAAUUGACGAAAGUGACAUUCAGCGGUUUUCAUCGUCCGCCUUUUUCUUAAGGGAAUGGAGGUUCUAUAAUUAUGAACCGAAGACCGUCAAGUUUGCUAGCGACCUGAGAGGCUCUGAGGGUAAGGAUGGUGACAUCACGAUAAACUUACCACAGUUUUCUUCUGCUGCUGUUCUAAAGAAUGGAACACCGUCUGGAGCCGCUACAUCUCUGGACUGGAGAAACUUUGUCAUGUAUGUUGGUGGGCCUGUUUGGGCUUUAGAUUGGUGUCCUCAAGUUCUUGAAAAAACUGAUGCCCUUAUCAAAUGUGAGUUUAUUGCUGUUUCUGCUCAUCCACCUGGCUCUUCUUAUCACAAGAUGGGUACCCCACUCAUAGGAAGAGGUAUGGUGCAGAUAUGGUGCUUAGUGCAUGGAACUGAAAACCAUGAACCAGAGCCGGCCUAUGCAACGAAGUGCAAAUCGAAGCCUAAAAAAGAUGAGGUAUCAUCAGAUUUAUCAUCUCAACCAAAGAGGCCUAGAGGAAGGCCACCAGGAACUAAGAAAAAGGGGGCAUCAGACUUGCCAUCUCAACCAAAGAGGCCUAGAGGAAGACCUAAAAAGAAACAAGAGGGAUCCAAUGAUAACAUGGGUGACAAUAAUCAAAUUGUUCAGUCCCUUUCUGUUGAAUACCCGGCUGGUUCAUCCAACUUGCUUGAGAUUGAUGGCGACCCCAAAAAUUCUGAAGAACUUCUAUUACUGGGAAAUAGUGUUGAAAGACAGAAGAGUACAUUACAAGCAGUUUCUACAUGCAAUUCUAAGGAUGAAGGUCCUGCGCAGAAGAGAAGAGUGAGAAGAAAAGUUGGGACUAAGAAUCAUAUUGAUGACAUGGGAACAUUACCAUUUACAGUAAAUCGAGAAGAUGGAUCCUCUACUAUCAGUUUUCAGGAAAAUGAGAAUGUUAUAAGUGAAUAUUCUGGAGAAGAUACUCUUUUAUGUAAUAAUAUUUCAAAGAAUGCUGAAUUUUCUAUUCCAGAGAGUGUUGCUUUGCCUAGAGUAGUGUUGUGCUUAGCUCAUAAUGGAAAGGUAGCAUGGGAUUUGAAAUGGAAGCCAUCUAAUGCGUGUACUACCAACUGCAAGCACCGAAUGGGCUACCUUGCUGUCUUGCUGGGCAACGGAUCUCUAGAAGUCUGGGAGAUUCCUUUUCCUCACGUAGUGAAAGCCAUCUAUUCUAAAUUCAAUAGGGAGGGUACAGAUCCUCGCUUUGUGAAGUUGAAGCCUAUUUUCAGGAGCACGAUGUUGAAAAGUGCAAAUAUACAGAGCAUCCCUCUGACUGUGGAAUGGUCGUCAACACCUCCCUAUGAUUAUCUAUUUGCUGGAUGCAAUGAUGGAACAGUUGCCUUGUGGAAGUUUUCUGCAAAUAGUACCUGUGAAGAUACGAGGCCUUUACUUCGUUUUAGUGCAGAUACAGUUCCAAUAAGACGGGUUGCAUGGGCACCAAAUGAAAGCGAUCCAGAAAGUGCAAAUGUGGUGCUUACUGCUAGUCAUGGAGGUUUAAAAUUUUGGGACCUAAGGGAUCCUUUCCGUCCUUUGUGGGACAUUCAUCCAGCACCCAGGAUGAUAUAUAGUCUGGAUUGGCUUCCUGAUCCUAGAUGCGUUAUUUUAUCCUUUGAUGAUGGAACAUUGAGACUUCUCAGUCUGCUAAAGGCUGCAUACGACGUUCCAGUAACUGGUAAACCCUUCACAGGGACAAAACAACAAGGCUUACAUAGUUACUAUGGUUCAUCAUUUGCUAUCUGGAGUGUUCAAGUGUCACGGCAGACAGGCAUGGUUGCAUAUUGCAGUGCCGAUGGAGCUGUUCUCCGUUUCCAGCUUACUACGAGAGCAGUUGAGAAAGAUCAUUCACGUAAUCGAACCCCACAUUUCAUAUGUGAAUACUUAACUGAGGAGGAAUCGGCUAUUACAAUCCACUCUCCAGCCUCAGGUGUUCCAUUCCCUUUGAAGAAGGCAUCCAACAAAUCCGACCUGCCACUGUCCUUUCGAGCUAUUCUAUCUGAUUCAAUUGAGUCAAAUGAAGGAAAUCACAAGACGGCCACAGCAACUGCAUCGGAAAAUGAAGCAUUAGCCAUUUACCACGACAAUGAUGUCAGCGUUGAUUCUGGAUCUGAGGAUACACUGAUGUCCAUGAAGAAGAAAAACCAAACUCAAUCAAAGUGCAAGAAGAAGGAAGUGGAUAGCCAAGCACUGGAAUGUAGCGACGAACCUAAUGAUGCACAGACAAAAACCGAUGAAUUGCCUGGUUCGGGGGAUAAUUUUGAAACUUUCCCUCCAAAAUCAGUUGCAUUGCAUAGAGUGAGAUGGAACAUGAACACAGGGAGUGAGAGAUGGUUGUGCUAUGGUGGAGAAGCUGGAAUAAUACGUUGUCAGGAGAUUGUGUUGUCUGACUUCGAUAAGAAGUUGAUGAGGAAGAAGUGAAAUUUGUUUAAAAGGAGCUGCCGUUCACGAACCGAGUCGUGCUUUUGCACAAUUCUUUGUACAGUGGUAAGAUCUGGUUUGUUUCUGUUGCUUAGAGGGAAGCAAAUUCUAAUCACAAGAAUUGUCAUCGCGAUCAAGUCACCCUGUCGUUCAUCCACGAGGAGGCCAAAUUAUAGGAGCUGACAAAAUAAUAACAGACCAUGACCUUGGGAUAACUGAAGAUCAUUAACUGUAUAGUUUGUGGAAGUUGAUAAAAAGGAAUUCAAGAACCAACAGAUGAAUUUGCUUCAUUUUCAGGUUCAGUUUAAAACGGAUGUCCAUUUUUAUUCCCAGGAAUUGAACCUCAGCAAGUCAUGGUGAAAAAAACUGUAUCUUUUAGCUGACAAAUAUUCUAGAAUAAGUAGCUUGGAGCUCGGGUUGUCGGGUUUAGAACGUCGUGGACAGUUUGGCCACAAGCUCAGCUUCUCUGAUUAGGCUGCCAUCAGGGCUUGAUUAUCUAAUGAUUAGAUUUGUUUCAUCUUAGGAACUCUACUUUUGUUUUUACCUCGGUAUUUAAUCUGUUUUUUCAACUUUUGUUUACAAUAAAUAUAUUAGUUAUGUAAAUUAACUUUGGAUAUUGUUUCCUUCCCCCCCUAGACUUGUACUAUAUUUUAGAAAU